Molecule: messenger RNA, 6343 nt
Organism: Marmota monax (woodchuck)
Lineage: Eukaryota; Metazoa; Chordata; Mammalia; Rodentia; Sciuridae
Gene: Col18a1
Product: collagen type XVIII alpha 1 chain
Exons: 41
Coding region: 26-5296 (1756 amino acids)
Molecular function (GO): protein binding
Source: RefSeq, a predicted model, not a curated record
GCUCCUGCCGGCGCUCACAGCCCUGAUGGCCCCGCACCCCAGCAGACGCCUUGGCCGGCUGCUGCUGCUGCUGCUCACCUGCUGCCUUGUGCCCUCCUGGGCCAACCUGCUGACCCUGGACUGGCUGUGGUCCACCGACAUCGCCGACUCCAAAGACACACUGGUCUCCCAGCCCCAGGGCAGCCUGCCCGUGCAGCCUGCAGCGGCCCCCGCCACACGUGUGGCCCCCCAGGAUGACUCCGCGGAGCAAAGGACGGCCCCUGCCAGCCCCAGGCCACCCUUGGAGAAUCCGAAGGCCGCCCCAAGCAGGGCUCCUGGCGCUCCCAUCAGUGCCACCGCCCCCGCCGCCCCAGCUGCAAGCCCGGACACGAGGGAGGAGAACGUCGCGGGAGUGGGAGCCAAGAUCCUGAGCAUAGCCCAGGGCAUCCAGAGCAUCGUCCAGCUGUGGAACGAGGCCACCCCUACCCAGAGCUCUGCUGGAUCCGCCUCGGCCCCCACGGACCCUCUGGCCCUCACGGGGCCCUCCGGCCCGCCCGAGGAGAGCGGGACCACUCUCGGGCCUCACAGAGGAGCUCUGAGCUCUCUGGGCACCUGGACGGCCGAGUCUGGCACUCUGGCUGUGCCCACCCAGUCGCCUCCCUCCCUGGACAGGCUCCAGGCACCACUGAGGGGGCACUCGGUGCCACGGGAGUCCCCAGGUAGAGCUCCUCUCUCCUCCGUGCUGGGCAGGGACCCUCCCUGGGGAAGCCAGAUGUCCCCAGGGAGGGUCCAGCAUCUGAAUGGGAAAGGACACUUGCCUGCAGCAGCUGGUCCCAGCCAGCCCCACGGACGCCCUGCGUUUGGCUCGCCUCUCCUGCUUCCCCUGGUGACGGGUCCUCCUGGUGCGCACGGUGAACUCCCUGCUCUUUCCGCACACCCUGUGGCAGCUUUAAUGGGGAACCGUGGUGCUUGGGUUUCCCACGUGGCUGAUUCUGCGGGGCCUGGUCUCGCUAAUAACUCUGCACUGCUCGGGGCUGGCCCUCCGACUCCCACUGGCCGCUGCCUGCCCCUGCCGCCCACCCUGCCCAUCUGCGGCCACCUGGGCCUAGGGCGCUCCUGGCUGCCCAACCAUCUCCACCAUGAGAGCGGCGAGGAGGUGCAGGCCGCUGCGCGGGCGUGGGGGGGCCUCCUCCAAACACGCUGCCACCCCUUCCUCACCUGGUUCUUCUGCCUGCUGCUGGCCCCGCCCUGUGGCCAGGGCCCCCCGCCCGCCCUGCCGCCCUGCCGCCAGUUCUGUGAGGCUCUGCAGGAUGCGUGCUGGAGUCGCCUGGAUGGGGGCCGGCUGCCGGUUGCCUGUGCCUUGCUCCCUGCCCAGGAGGACGGGCACUGUGUGUUCAUUGGGCCAGCUGCAGACAGUGUCCGUGAGGAGGUGGGGCUGCCGCAACUCCUUGGAGAGCCCUCGCCCCAGCAGAUCACCCAGAUCGAGGACCCCGACGUCGGGCUAGCCUAUGUCUUUGGACCAGAUACCAACAGCGGCCAGGUGGCCCGGUACCGCGUGCCCAGCCCCUUCUUCCCUGACUUCUCGCUGCUGUUCCACAUCCGGCCGGCCUCGGAGGGCCCCGGGGUGCUGUUCGCCCUCACGGACGCGGCGCAGGCCGUGGUCCUGCUGGGCGUGAAGCUCUCGGGGGUGCAUGAUGGGCACCAGGACAUCUCACUGCUCUACACCGAGCCGGGAGACAGCCAGACCCGCACAGCGGCCAGCUUCCGCCUGCCUGCCUUUGUGGGCCAGUGGACACGCUUUGCGCUCAGCGUGGACGGCAGCUCUGUGGCUCUGUACGUGGACUGCGAGGAGUUCCAACGGCUGCCGUUUGCUCGGCCUCCACGGGGCCUGGAGCUGGAGCCUGGCGCUGGCCUCUUUGUGGGGCAGGCUGGGGGAGCCGACCCCGACAAGUUCCAGGGAAUGAUCGCAGAGCUGACGGUGCGUGGGGACCCCCAGGUGAGCCCCCUGCGCUGCCUGGACCAGGAGGACGAUGACGAGGAUGGGGCAUCAGGAGACUCUGGAAGUGGCCUCGAGGAGGAGGAACAGCUUCCCAGGGAGGGAGCGGUCGUGGCCCUGAGACCCAGCCUCCCCCAGCCUCCCCCCGUCACCUCUCCCCCCUUGGCCAGCGGCAGCAGCACAGAAGAUUCUAGAAGUGAAGAGAUCAGGGCAGGCACCACAGAGGCUCCGCCAGAAGUUCAGACCCUCCCUGGCUCAGAUUUGGAUGGCACUAGCGAUGAGAGUGCCCGGCGCCCUGGAAGCAGCCUGGAAAGGGGAGGCCUGAAGGGACAAAAGGGUGAGCCGGGAGCUCAGGGCCUGCCUGGCCCCGUCGGUCCUCCAGGCCCUGCAGGCCCAGUGGUGCAGGGUUCCAAUGCACAGUCUGUCCCUGGGGCACAGGGACCCCCGGGACCUCCAGGGCCACCAGGGAAGGAUGGUGCCCCAGGAAGGGAUGGUGAGCCGGGAGACCCGGGGGAAGACGGAAAGCCCGGUGACACUGGGCCACAGGGCUUCCCGGGGACUCCAGGGGAUAUAGGCCCCAAGGGCGAGAAGGGAGAUCCUGGGAUCGGGCCAAGAGGACCCCCAGGACCCCAAGGGCCUCCGGGGCCACCAGGACCCUCCCUCAGACAUGACAAGCUGACCUUCAUCGACAUGGAAGGCUCCGGCUUUGGUGGUGACCUGGAGAGCCUCAGGGGCCCACGUGGCUUCCCCGGCCCCCCGGGCCCCCCGGGUGUCCCAGGCCUGCCUGGCGAGCCUGGCCGCUUUGGCAUGAACAGCUCCCAUGCUCCGGGACCUGCUGGCCUUCCUGGGGUUCCUGGGCGCGACGGAUCCCCUGGGUUUCCAGGCCCCCCGGGCCCCCCCGGAGCUCCAGGAAAAGAGGGUCCACCAGGAAAGACGGGCCAGAAAGGCAGUCUUGGUGACACAGGCGCCCCAGGACCCAAGGGAGGCAAGGGAGACCCUGGCCCUGUUGGUGCUCCCGGGGAGAGCGGCUUCGUAGGAGCCCCUGGUCCCGCUGGACCUCCAGGACCGCCGGGCCCCCCUGGGCCACCAGGACCAGGACCUGCUGCUGGAUUUGACGACAUGGAGGGCUCCGGAGCACCUUUCUGGUCGACAGCCCGCGGCUCUGAGGGGCCACAGGGACCACCCGGCCCGCCAGGACUCAAGGGGGACCCUGGAGCCCGCGGGCCACCUGGGGCCAAGGGGGACGUUGGAGCCGACGGAGCCCGCGGGUCCCCUGGCCUCCCUGGCAGAGAAGGCCCGGCAGGGCCCCCGGGACCUAAAGGAGACAAAGGGAGCCCCGGAGAAAGAGGUGACCCAGGAAAGGAUGGAGUGGGACAACCAGGCCUGCCUGGACCCCCAGGACCCCCGGGGCCCGUGGUCUACGUGUCUGAUCAGGACCGAGCAGUGACCAGUGCACCGGGGCCUGAGGGCAGGCCGGGCUUCGCAGGCUUUCCUGGACCUGCUGGACCAAAGGGCGACCCGGGCUCCAGAGGCGAGCAGGGCUUCCCAGGACCCAAGGGGGAGAAGGGAGAGCCUGGCGGUGUCUUGGGCCCUGACGGCAGAACCCUGGGCCCUGCCCAGAAAGGAGCCAAGGGAGAGCCGGGCUUCCGAGGACCCCCGGGUCCGUAUGGGCGGCCUGGGUACAAGGGUGAGAUCGGCCUUCCUGGACGACCGGGUCGCCCUGGGGUGAAUGGGCUGAAGGGAGAGAAGGGGGAACCUGGAGACGCCAGCCUCGGACUUGGAAUGAGGGGCAUGCCCGGCCCCCCAGGGCCUCCUGGGCCCCCAGGCCCUCCGGGGGUGCCCCUCUACGACAGCAACGCAUUUGUGGAGUCUGGCCACCCUGGGCCUCGGGGACUGCAAGGGCUGCCAGGACCUUCUGGACCAAAGGGUGACAAAGGAGAAGUGGGACCACCUGGACCUCCAGGGCAGUUCCCCGUGGACUUCCUCAGCCUGGAAGCUGACAUGAAGGGAGACAAGGGGGACCUGGGGGACACUGGACAGAAAGGAGAGAAGGGGGAGCCAGGGGCCAGCGGCGGAUUCUUCAGCUCAAGUGUGCCUGGACCCCCAGGUCCCCCCGGCCCACCAGGCUACCCUGGGAUACCGGGUCCAAAGGGAGAGAGCAUCCAGGGCCAGCCGGGCCCACCCGGACCUCAGGGACCUCCUGGCAUUGGCUAUGAGGGGCGCCAGGGCCCUCCUGGGCCCCCAGGCCCCCCUGGCCCCCCGGGGCCCCCGUCAUUCCCUGGUCCUCACAGGCAGACUGUCAGUGUCCCUGGCCCCCCAGGCCCACCUGGCCCCCCAGGGCCCCCUGGAACCAUGGGCACCUCUUCAGGGGCUUGGGUCCCGCAGGUGAGGAUCUGGGCCACCUACCAGACCAUGCUGGACAGGGCACGAGAGCUACCCGAGGGCUGGCUCGUCUUUGUGGCUGAGAGGGAGGAACUCUAUGUACGGGUCCGAAACGGGUUCCGGAAAGUUCUGCUGGAGGCCCGGAUCCCUCUGCCAUCCAGCACGGACAAUGAAGUGGCUGUCCGCCAGCCCCCAGUGGUGCAGCUGCACGAGGGCAACUCAUAUCCCCGGAGGGAGCACUCCUACUCCACCGUGCGCCCCUGGAGAGCAGACGACACCCUGGCCAGCCCCCAGCGCCUCCCCGAUCCCCAGCCCUACCCUGGAGCUCCGCACCACCACGGCUCCUAUGUGCAUCUCCGGCCAGCCCGCCCCACAGCCUCACCUGCCCACACCCAUCAGGACUUCCAGCCGGUGCUCCACCUGGUCGCGCUCAACAGCCCACUCUCGGGCGGCAUGCGCGGCAUCCGAGGGGCCGACUUCCAGUGCUUCCAGCAGGCCCGAGCUGUGGGGCUGGCUGGCACCUUCCGUGCCUUCUUGUCCUCGCGGCUGCAGGACCUCUACAGCAUCGUGCGCCGUGCUGACCGUGGGACCAUUCCCAUCGUCAACCUCAAGGAUGAAGUACUGGCUCCCAGCUGGGAGGCCCUGUUUUCCGGCUCCGGGGGCCAGCUGAAGCCCGGGGCCCGCAUCUUCUCUUUCGAUGGCAGGGACGUCCUGAGGCACCCUGCCUGGCCCCAGAAGAGUGUAUGGCAUGGCUCAGACCCCAGUGGGCGCAGGCUGACGGAGAGCUACUGUGAGGCGUGGCGGACAGAGGCUGCUGGAGCCAUGGGCCAGGCAUCCCCACUGCUGGCGGGCAGACUGCUGGAACAGGAAGCCACAAGCUGCCGCGACGCCUAUGUGGUCCUCUGCAUCGAGAACAGUUUCAUGACCUCCUCCUCCUAAUAGGGUCUCUGCUGGCUCGGAAGUGCAUGGAGCCGGGCUCUCAGGACAGGCACAGGGCAGGGAGCACCUAGCCAACCCCCAGGACCUGGCUGGGACAUCUCUACACAGUCCACAUUUCAUGUAAUCCUCCAGAAAUAAAAGGAAGCCAAAGAGAGUAGUUUUCUAAAAGUUUACAACAGAAAGCCCGAUGCCAAGGCUUCCCGCCACUCCCCUGAUGGCCUAUGCUGGCCAGUCUGUCAGGGCCCAAAUCAGACCUCAGCUGGAUUUCAGCAAGAGGCUGACGCAGGACUUCCAGCCCAGAGACCUGUGCUUACCCCACCUGCAGGCUCCUGAGCUCCCGGGCACUGGGAAGGGCCCCCUGCCACUCUCCUGCCUCCACCUUGGCUGUGCACAAGACCCAGUCCCACUGGCAGACCAGCAAGAUGUCGGGUGCUGACACCUGGUCUGCAGGGCACCUGGGCCCCCCCCUCCCACUCAGGCUGUGCCAGAGGCAGACAGGCAUGGGCUUGCUCAGGUGGUGAACAGGACAGCCAGGCAUGGGGCAAGGGCCACCUCUCCUCGGCUUCCUGCACUCUACAGCAACCACAGUGCCCCCACUGGAGCAGAGUCCAAGCUCAGGGCCACAGCCACCCCAGGUCGGGCCAUGUUCCUCAACACUGUGCAGGGCCAGGAGUGUGGCUGGACUUGGUGUGUCUGCGGCUUUCCCCAGAGCCGGCCGACGUGGGGUCCUUCAGGCCUCUCCCUGGCUGGCCUCCCAGGUGACCCAAGACCACACCAGAUCUGAUUGGAACUUGACCCCAGCCAAGUCGGAGCAGGAGUUCUGUGGGGCUCACAAGUCAGGCUGUGGCUGUCCCAGUGCUCCGCUAUGCUCGGAAGUCCAGAAGUCUGGCAGUGUGUGUGCUCAGGGCCACGCUGGGCUGCCCACAGCCACAGUGCCAACACACCCCUACCUCGGGAUCUGCUGUCUGAGGACUGGGGGGCUGGUUCUGCCCCUGUGUGUUUCAAAGCCAUUUCAAAUAGGCACCAAAUAAAAUGCCCUUCCACGGA